Molecule: messenger RNA, 3309 nt
Organism: Tricharina praecox
Lineage: Eukaryota; Fungi; Ascomycota; Pezizomycetes; Pezizales; Pyronemataceae
Exons: 9
Coding region: 1-3309 (1102 amino acids)
Biological process (GO): protein linear polyubiquitination; proteasome-mediated ubiquitin-dependent protein catabolic process
Cellular component (GO): ubiquitin ligase complex
Molecular function (GO): ubiquitin-protein transferase activity; zinc ion binding; ubiquitin binding
Source: RefSeq, a predicted model, not a curated record
AUGGGUCAAAUUAAUUCGAAGCCUGUCGCCGAGGGCAACGCCGGUUUUGCCCUCAAGUCCAUGAAUCCCCCCCAGGUUCCCUUCGCUGGUGACGGUGCCCAAGAGGACAAGAACAAGGGAUUCUUUGCCUUUUUUCAACAACUCUGCGGUGGCAGGCGUAAGUCCAUCAUCAAGAAAAACCGUAACGGCACCAUGGUUAUUCAUGCCCCCCUAGACGGAGGAUAUCCGGUCCUCGCGCCUUUCCCUCACGGGUUUGGCGACGGCAAUAACUACUUUUCCGUAGCCGAGCUGCUCGCCGGUGCGGAAGAUUCGGGCUUUGCUGACGGUGUCACCUAUGAGAGUGAAAUCGAGGAUGAGAGCCAAUUUACCAUAAACGAGUUUCUCGAAAACACCGAGACUGCCGAGGAUGCAGUCAGCCUCGCAGAGAGCAGUGACAGCAUCUCCUGGUCAAUUGAUACUCUAGCUCCCCCGAUUCCCCCCAGGAACCCCGCCCGCGUCGUCCUUGCAGGUCAGCUUUGUGCGAUUACCCACGACCGCUACUACCGACGCCAUACUAGUCCCUCGAGCCUCCAGCCUCCAGCAACCAGCAACCAGCAACCAGCAACCUUCUCCUUCCCUCCAUCACGAAUCACCACCCAAGACCCAAUGGCGCCCACCAGACCGUGCAUAUUCUUCCAACAGGGCCGCUGUCGCGCCGGCGAUGGUUGCACGUAUUCGCACACCGCCGCUCCGACAUCGACUAUCCCGCCGGCAACACCAACGCCAACGCCAAUUCGGCAAAGACCGGCGGGUGCGGUUGUGUCACAGGCGGCGCACCUAGCGCACCUGGCGCUUCGGGAGGGGGGCGUCGGACGAGCCGGCACGGACUUGCGUACAGUGGGCGCGACGGCGGGAGCAGAGGGAGCUUGGAGGUCGCAUAGGACGACAACGGCGGCGCCGGGACCGGGACCGGGACUUCUGGUGCCGUGUAGGUUCUUUCAAAUGGGACACUGUGGGCGUGGCGAGGGCUGCAAGUUCGCGCAUGUCACGGCGUCUACCGGGCUCGGCGAUGCCGUGGGAACAGCGGAAUUGGGAGCGUUUACGGUGGGCGCGAUUCAGUCGUUCGACCAACCCACACCUACACCCACCCCCGCCGCAGCUACCGCCGCCGCCCCACGUGAGACCGACGUCCGGGUCAUGGGCACGACGCUCUCGGUGACGUUCGGCGGGGGACUCACGAUCGCUUCCAUAGGCUCAGCCUCGGACACGAACAUCGUGACGAUGCAGCACCUACCAGCGCGCGCGGACGUGCGGGUAAUCCAGGAACUUCUCUCGCGGUUCAAGUUCGAUCUCCCACUGGAAGCGAUCCGCGCAACGCCGAUCGACGAAGGAACGUACGCCACAGCCAAGUUCGCGGACUCGGCGCAGGCGGCCGCGGCGAUCGCAGCGCUGGAUGGGCUCGUGUACGAAGACCACACCUUGGCCGUCAAGCUGUACCGCCUGAAGGGCCUGGCGGGCGUGAGCCAGAGCGCGACGAGGGUUAGCUGUACGUUCUUUGCGCCGGCUAGGAUCGCGUCCAUCACCUUCAACUCGCAGCGCCUGGCAGUGCAGGCGAUGAGAAGAUGCGACGGCAAGCGGAUCCGCGGCCGGAAGAUGGAGUUCAAGGACCACCGCAAUUACCGGCUGUUCUCCAGCAAAGGCGAGAUCAGCGUCGGCGGCCUGGCGGCAGCGACGACGAAGGACGAGCUGAAGGUGGCCUUCAAUCAUGGUGUGAAAUCCAUUUUCCUGCACGACCCGACGUACGAUCUCUCGGCGCACGAGGCGAUGGCGCACAUCGCCAGUCUGUUCACGCAGCGCGCACCGGACGUCGAGGGAUGGGAGAUCGUCUCGCCGGCGGACAUGCGCAAGACCAAGACGAUAAUCCGCUUCAAGAGCGCUGCGGCGGCACUCGACGCCGUGCGCAACCACGACGGAAAGGUCUGCGCUUUCCUCGGCGGGAGCCAGAUCUUCCUGCAGCCCAUCUACACCGCGAACUUCAAGAUUGUGCCCGAGAUCCACCGCGCGGUCGUGAAGGAGCUGGAAUGCCUGAUGAAGGAUCAGCCGCCGGGGGUGCAGAUCCGCGUGUUUGGUGGCGAGACGCAGUCGCUGGCGACGGUCCGCGUUACGGGCCAGGACAAGAAGAAGGUCUCGGCCGCAAAGACGAUGGUGGGGAAGAUUGUGAGGGGACGGCUAUUCCAGACGGCGACUGGGGAGGCGAUCUGGGAUCCGUUCUGGGCUACUGCGGAAGGCAUCCAGAAAAUUACCGGGAUCGGACGUGAGACUGCGACGUUCGUGUUCUGCGAUAAGCGCAAGUCGCAGCUGUUUCUCUUUGGCACCGUCGAGAACCAGGAAAAGGCCGUCGAGCGUCUGCACGGGUGCAAGGCUGCCAUCGCCGAGAGCGGUCACAAGAUUGCACUCGAGGGCGGCGCGUGGAGGAGCAUCAUGCGUGGUGGCCUUCGCGCAUUGCAGGAGAGAUUCGGAGCGAACAUGGUCAAGAUCGACGUCACCAAGCGAUGCAUUAUGUUUACCGGUUCCGCGGUCGAGCUGGAAGAAACCCGGACUUUGUUGAAGACCAACACUGGGGCGGAGAAGGACGUAACCUCUACGGCGACGGCGGACGGGGAUUGCCCCAUCUGUUUCGACACGGCGGAGAGCCCGAUCCAGUUCUCAAGCUGCGGCCAUACUUACUGCCUCUCCUGCCUGCGCGACUACGCCAGAUCAACACUUGAUACCCGCAAGUUCCCCAUCGCCUGCAUCGGCGCGACCUGCGAGCGCACGCUCGACCUCGCCGUUCUCGCCACAAUCCUCACCCCGGCCGAGUACGAGACCAUCCUGUCCACCGCCUUCACCGACCACAUCCGCAGCCAUCCGACCGAGUACUCAUACUGUCCGACGCCGAACUGCCCGACGGUGUAUCGCACCACCACUUCCACCUCCUCGGACACCGUACUCACCUGCGCCUCCUGCCUCCUCGACAUCUGCACUUCAUGCGCGGUCGAAGCGCACACGGGGCUGACCUGCUCAGCAUACAAGCUGUCAAUACACUCCGACACCGACGCGGACGUUGCGUUCGAGCAGUGGAAGCGUCGCAACCGAGUGCACGCGUGUCCGGCCUGCGGCACCGAUAUCCAGAAGUCGGAUGGCUGCGACCAUAUCACGUGUGCGGUGUGCAAGGCGCAUAUCUGCUGGAAGUGCUUGAUGGUCUUUGCCCGCAGCCCGGAGGUCUAUACACAUAUGACCAAGGAGCAUGGAGGGAUUGGGGUGCAGUAUGAUGGUGAUUCUGAUGAUUGA